Molecule: messenger RNA, 1160 nt
Organism: Ilyonectria robusta
Lineage: Eukaryota; Fungi; Ascomycota; Sordariomycetes; Hypocreales; Nectriaceae
Product: GTP-binding protein ypt1
Exons: 5
Coding region: 244-852 (202 amino acids)
Molecular function (GO): GTP binding; GTPase activity
Source: RefSeq, a predicted model, not a curated record
GAGGUUGCCGCGCUGGCGUUGCCUUGCGCUACGUUUACGUUUGUCUUCCCUUAACUUACCCUGACGUACUUUGAGCCUCUGCAGCCUGCGCUCACUUGACCUCCUCCACCAUCUCCAUCACCACGACCUCGUCUCCCCAUCGCCCAUCGCCAUCGAUCCCAACCGCCCUCGCCGACCUCACCAUCUCGUCUUUUUUCCCUCCCAAAUCUCCUUCUCGCCGCGACGACCGCCGCUCCCGCCACCAUGAACCCCGAAUACGACUAUCUCUUCAAGCUCCUCCUCAUCGGUGAUUCCGGUGUAGGAAAGUCUUGCUUGCUGCUGCGAUUUGCCGAUGACACCUACACUGAGUCCUACAUCUCCACCAUCGGUGUCGACUUCAAAAUCCGAACGAUAGAGCUCGAUGGAAAGACGGUCAAGCUGCAGAUUUGGGAUACUGCCGGUCAAGAACGAUUCCGAACCAUCACCUCCUCCUACUACCGUGGUGCCCACGGCAUCUGUGUCGUCUACGACGUCACCGACAUGGACUCCUUCAACAACGUUAAGCAAUGGCUCCAGGAGAUUGACCGAUACGCCACCGAGGGUGUCAACAAGCUGCUGGUCGGCAACAAGAGCGAUAUGGCGGACAAGAAGGUUGUCGAGUACUCAGUGGCCAAGGAAUUCGCCGACAGCCUGGGCAUCCCCUUCCUCGAGACUUCUGCCAAGAACGCCAGCAACGUCGAGCAGGCUUUCCUGACCAUGGCCCGCCAGAUCAAGGAGCGCAUGGGAACCACGACGGCCAACAACACGAAACCCAGCGUGCAAGUCGGCCAGGGCCAGGGCGUCGGUUCUUCUGCCAACAACAGCUGCUGCUAAGCGCUCCUGAGUGACCACUAUUUCGAGGCGAAGCAGGAUGACGGAGUACGGCCGGAACAGGGCAAUGCUAGGGACAUGAUCGGACGGGUUCAAUUACGACUUUUGCUUUUCCCCUUUGCUCUUGGCCCCCCCUUCUGCGCAUAGACCAAAUCAUGUUCACUUGGAUCUCGCUCUCCAUCCAACGCAAAUCACGGCACUUUCCCCCUUUGACAUUUGGAAGACGACAUUUUUUAUUUCGGGUCGGCCGCGCGGAAAUCCUCGACUAGAUCGGAGGGCCAUGACGGGACGGGGGCAGGAAUUCGGGGGGU